Benincasa hispida (wax gourd) is the source of this 575-nucleotide messenger RNA. Its product is annotated as actin T1-like protein. The record is from RefSeq and is a predicted model, not a curated record. Lineage: Eukaryota; Viridiplantae; Streptophyta; Magnoliopsida; Cucurbitales; Cucurbitaceae.
AAAACCAGAAAGAAGCAGUGCUUUCUGAGAAGCCAAAGCGAGAGAGACGAAGAAAUGGAGAAGUACUUCGGAAAUGCUUACAGAGGCGACCCCGGAGUUCCACACACCGACCCAGAUCGUUUCGUCAACAUUUGGAUUGGAUCCGCCGCCUUCUCUGUUUUCACAUGGUUCAAUCCCUACAUGUGGCAACUCUCCAAUCAGUUCAAUUGGCAUGACAAAGCAUUUUUGUUUGAGCAAUACCAUUGGAAAAAGGCGCGUCAAAAGAAUCAGCCAUACCAGUUCAAGUGGAAUCAGUACAUGGACAAGGACCACCGGGAUUCGUAUUAUUUUAACUGGCCUGUGUACUUUCCUUAGGCUCUCUGAUUAUGUAAGAAAACUGUUGCUCGACUGCUUAGUUAUUUGGUUUGUUUGGGUGGCAAAGAGAGAUUAUUAUUACACUAAGACUCAAAGGCUUAUGAAUGUGUAGAAUCGUAUUUCUUUUGACCGGUUUGGAUAACGCUGUGUUGUGUGGUCGCACUUUACUGUAGUAAUGAUUUUGAGAAUGGAUGAACCAUAUUCGGUACCAUUUGCAAUUA